Molecule: messenger RNA, 7134 nt
Organism: Myxocyprinus asiaticus (Chinese sucker)
Lineage: Eukaryota; Metazoa; Chordata; Actinopteri; Cypriniformes; Catostomidae
Product: PR domain zinc finger protein 1-like
Exons: 7
Coding region: 2916-5390 (824 amino acids)
Biological process (GO): cell fate commitment; regulation of transcription by RNA polymerase II
Cellular component (GO): nucleus; cytoplasm
Molecular function (GO): RNA polymerase II cis-regulatory region sequence-specific DNA binding; histone deacetylase binding; DNA-binding transcription repressor activity, RNA polymerase II-specific
Source: RefSeq, a predicted model, not a curated record
CUAAUUUUCAUAAAACUAUAGAAAACAUUUUCACACAAUAAAUGUUGAAAUGGUUUAUGUUUAUUUAGCUUUUUCUUCUAAAAUUAUCAUAGUUUUAAACAUAUAAUAAUUAGGAUUUUUAUAAUGGAUUUUCAGAGUUUAAUAUUGAAAGUCUGGGUCUAAAACAUUCAAAUCUAUAUAUAAAAGGCAUUUGAAAAGUACCAAAAAUAAAUCAUGAUGGCCUGGUUAAAAGUUCCAAUUCAGUUUUAAAAAAAUCCACAUAUAUAAAAAGAAAAAAGUUCAAAUAAGUUCAUUCUGAUGAAAGUCAACACCUAGGACAUGAAAUGGCCGGGACUUGAAGAAACACCCCUAUAUCUUCUCCUCUUUUCCUCUGUGGUAUGGGCAUGUUAUGAGAUUUUUGUAAAACCAACAGUGCAGCUGAUGUUCGUCUGCCCACUAUUGUUUUGCUGGUUUUCUUUCAGGCAACAUUAAACCCUUUAUAUAGACAGUAAAAAGGUCCAUUUGAAUUUGACUUCAGCAUGGAGAGAGUUCUCCCUGCCCCCUGGCCUCGACUUCUCCAGAGAAAUAGAAGGUGACUGAUCAAGCCCCGGAGGGUUCAGCCCUUUUAUGGGCUUUAAGGCUCUUAAAGUGGAUCUCAGCAGUGAUGGCCUUGGCCCAGACAAACUGUCUUCUCUCAUAUCUAAUUUGCUCGCAGCUCCUAAUUCCAGCUGUUUGUUUAUAGGUGAACUUCAUUGUUUUGGUGCAGGUCCUUCCUGGUCGUCUUAUUUGGCUGGUUUCAGUGUAAGCAGCUGUGGACCAGAUUGGGGUGGGUUUUUGAGUGGGUUCUGGGCAGCCCUUGGGGCUAGAACAAUCUUCUGCCAGGAAAUAGUACGCUGUGACUGAUGUGGUCAGCUCUUUGUCACCAGCUCAUUUCAGGUGUGUGAGAGUGUCUUUCUAUGUGUGUGUCAUGGGUGUUUUGUUGUAUGUGUGCUGAGGGAUAGGUGAAAAUCCUUUGCUUUUCAUUUUUACUUCUUUAUUUUCACAUUACAACUGAAGAGUGUCAUUUCUGCACCACUAGAAUCUCCAAAUGGAAUUAUAAUGCAAAAUUAAUGAUUGUUUCAAACAGGUCUUUCCGAACACCCCCCUUGUCUUCCAACAAGUAGUCCUCUCUCAAACUCAAGCUAUUGGUUGUUGCAGUGUCAGUUUGAUUGUGACACUUAAACAGCAUAUGAGUUGGCUCACUACUUCCAUUAAGAAAAAUAAACAAACCAACAAACAAUGUUAUCAUGAUUUUUCCCAAGUUUAACCUGAACCCAAACCUAAACCUAACCAUUAAGUGUAACCUCUUACCCAAAUAAUAAACUUAACCAUAAUUUUAAUAGGAAAAACACUCUUGUGUACCAUGGAAGAAAGAAAACUUUGGGGUGUUGAAUGAGACGAUGGAAGCAUAAUACAGGUUAUACAUACAUAUAUAUAUAUAUUGACAUACACUUAGCACUUUAUUAGAAGUACUAUAAUCCUAAUAAAGUGCCCGAUGUGGUCUUCUGCUGUUGUAGCCCAACCACCUCAACGUUUGUCGUGUUGUGCAUUCUGAGAUGCUAUUCUGCUCGUUCCAAUUGUACAGAAUGGUUAUCUGAGUUACCGUAGCCUUUCUGUCAGCUUUAAAUUUUCAACAGAAAUACCCAAACCAGCCCAUCUGGCACCAACAAUCAUGCCACGGUAGAAAUCACAGAGAUCACAUUUUCCCCCAUUCUGAUGGUUGACCUUAACUGAAGCUCUUGACCCAUAUAUGCAUGAUUUUAUGCAGUGCACUGCUGCCACAUGAUUGGCAGAUUAGAUAAUUGUAUGGAUAGGUAGGUAUACAGGUGUUCCUAAUAAAGUGCUCAGUGAGUGUACAUCAGUUAUUUGUAUUUCAAAAAUAAAUAUGGAAUGACUAACCAGAUUUGUUUACACUUUUCUCAUUAUUCAAUUUCUUUAGCCAACAUUUUUGUAUUCUUGUAUAUUGAGAUGAUUCUUAGAUUUUUAAGCUGGUUAAACAUGCAAAGUUAAGUAAGGCUCUUCCUCUGCAGUGAUGUUUGUAUGAGUCUGUAGAAGCGCUGUUUGGGUUGAAAAAUUCACCAGAGAUUGCAGGUGGGGCAGAAAGGGCCAUGAAGGGGGGUAAGAAGAAGGAAAAGAGACGUCAGUCUGCUCUUAGUAAACAGCACUACUCAUUGAGUCACCGUCACAGGACGUCCUUCCUUCACAGGAAUAGAGUAAGCAAGGGGAAGACACAUCAACAUGUUCACUUUCCUCUUCAAACAAGACCUCACCUCUGGGGCUUUGUGUCAAAAUAGCACGGUCUUGCAUAUCUCAAUGAUCCAAGGACUGUUUUUGGUUGCUUUAUUCUUUGUGUUAGGGCUUUGUGUUCUAAACAACUUCCAACCAUCCUGGAAAUUGCACUCUUUCUCAUCUGGAAAUCUGCCCUUUCCAGAACACUGUGGACAGUCUGGGAGGUCCGGUCACUGAUAGUUUACUGUUUCUGUUAGUUUACUGUUAUUGUUAGUCUUAUGUAAAAGGUUAUAGUAGUAAAAUGUAGCACACAAAUUACAUGUGGGUUUCUGUGAUAAGAAUUAAAAAUAACUCUGGAAAGGGAAAACCGAGUAUAUUUUUUUAACAAUGAUUUUGUGGAAGUAGAUAAUUUUAAUCAAUAAAAGCUAAAAAAAUGCAUAAAAAUGCACACACAAAAAAGUGUACAACAGAGAUAGUUUCAAAUUCUGCUGUAUUUGAAUUCUAAUAUUGUGUCUCAGAAUGUGUGUGUGCUUGUGUGUGUGACAGAGCAACACUGAAAGAGGUAGCAGUGGAGUAAUUGUUAGGUCAUUGUCUUGUGAGGGCGGAGUUAGUGACACAAAAGUGGGAGGGGCAGUGGGGCCAAACUGCCUUCAACAAGUCAGGCAAACAUGCUCAGGCAGUCACUCAGUCUCAGGCACUCGCAGGAGAAUCACUUACCAUAUGGACUAGCAGUGGGGCAGGAGAACUGUGAACUGCACCUGUCCCAUACACACACACACACAAACUCAGGGGAGAGAACACACACAGCUUCUAUGUGUGGCUGGGACCAGAAACUCCUGGCUGCCUCUGAUCACAGCUCGGCCAUGUUGACUACUGAGGGAGCAACCUACACCACUGACAAUGAGGAGCUCAAGAUGGACAUAGAAGAUGUAGACAUGACAAAAUGGACGGAGGCCGAAUUCGAGGAGAAAUGCAUGUACAUUGUGAAGGACUACACCUGGGAGGGUCCCCCAGAGAGCGUGUCUCUCACCCGGGCUGAGGCGUCUUUACCCACAAACCUGGCAUUUAAACACCCGCCAGACUCCAAAGAGGUUAUUGGUGUAGUAAGCAGAGAAUACAUCCCCAAAGGCACUCGCUUUGGCCCCCUAGUGGGAGAAAGUUACACUGCUGAAGACGUCCCCAAAGAUGCUAACAGAAAGUACUUCUGGCGGAUAUACUCAAAUAGAGAGUUCCAUCAUUUUGUGGAUGGUCUGGAUGAAGAGAAGAGCAACUGGAUGCGUUAUGUUAAUCCAGCUCACUCCCAGCAGGAACAGAACCUUGCUGCCUGCCAAAAUGGCAUGAACAUCUAUUUCUACACAGUGAAGGCCAUUCCUGCAAAUCAGGAGCUGCUGGUGUGGUACUGCCCUGAAUUUGCCCACCGUCUCAACUACCCUGCCUCAGGAGAGAUUAUGAUUCAGAAACUCAAGAAGAGCCUGAUUGAAGCCAAGCAUCAAGCAACUGAAGUUAAGAACUCAGUUAAAAGAGAACACAGUGUUUCUGAGAUUUUGAAGGACGUCCUACAAGAACCCAGCAGACCAAUUCCCACACGUCCCUGCUGCCCCAACAGCCCAGACCGACCUCUUUACCCCAGUGCUCUCUACCCACUUCGUCUCCCUCUCAAUGAGGACUUCUUGAAGAGUAGCACAGCAUUCAGCCUCCCUACCCGCUCUCACAGACAGUGUUCGGCAACUCCCAGCCCCUCAGGGCACAGCAGUCCUGUGAGCAGUCCAGAAAGCAGUCCUACACCAGUAUCCCUUGAGCAAAGAGACACCCUGAUCUCUUUCUCUCCAGCACUCUACAGUCGUGGCCUGGGUCACUACCCUGGCUACUCACCAGCAGGCUCGAUGUCAUUCUACUCCAACCCACACUACUCACGCUACCUCAUGCCCCACUACCCUGUUAGUAGUUUAGCUGGGCCACCUUCCUUGGGGGGUAUAUUCCCACACAUGUACCCCUUUUACAGCAGCUUAGUACCCCCACAUGUACCCUUCCCCCCUGGCAUGCUUCCAUCUGAGGGUAGCCGGCAAUUUCUGCUACCUGACUCUCCAGCUCCCAGGGACAUCCUGCUCCCAGCGGCCACCAGUGCAUUUUCUGUGGCCACUUCUCUGAAAGACAAACAACUUCAUGAACAUGGGCACCCCUACGCUUCUGCUGGUGGCUCCCCAACAGCUGGUUCUGCAGCCUCAACAGGUUGUCUUCCUACUAAGCCUACCUCAGCUCUUUUUGGUAUCACUCGCUCAGAGGAAGAGGCCAUCAACCUCAGCAAGAUGAAAAGGGGCUCCACAGGCUACAAAAGCUUAGAUUACCCAUUGAAAAAGCAGAAUGGGAAGAUCAAAUAUGAGUGCAAUGUCUGCAGCAAGACCUUUGGUCAACUGUCCAAUCUCAAGGUGCACCUGCGUGUCCAUAGUGGAGAGCGGCCCUUUAAGUGUCAGACCUGCAAUAAAGGUUUCACCCAGCUUGCACACCUGCAGAAACACUAUUUGGUCCACACAGGAGAGAAACCCCACGAAUGCCAGGUGUGUCAUAAGCGCUUCAGUAGCACCAGCAACUUGAAAACCCAUUUGCGACUCCACUCCGGUGAAAAGCCCUAUCAGUGCAAGAUCUGCCCAGCCAAGUUUACUCAGUUUGUCCAUCUCAAGCUGCACAAACGCCUGCACACGCGAGAACGUCCGCACCAGUGCCCGCAUUGUCACCGCAACUACAUCCACCUCAGCAGCCUGCAGCUCCACGUCAAAGGCUACUGCCUAGCGGCCUCACCUUCUCCCAGCUGCAGCUUGGACGAACUCAACCGCGUCAACGAGGAGAUAGAGCGCUUCGACAUCAGCGAUAAUGCCGACAGGCUAGAAGAAAUGGAGGGAUUUGACGUGGAUAGCAUCGUGGAGAAGCAGAUAAUUGGGCUACUUUGGCAGGAGAUGGAUUUUAAGGCUUCUUACCACAAAGGUAGCACUGGAAGAGACCUCCACCCCCCACCACCUCCAUUGUCUGUGUACCGUCUAAGCGAAUAUGGUAGUGAGGCCUCUGUCAUCAAGGUGCAUUGUAGCAGCCCGCUCCCGCUUCUACCCAUCAAGGUUAAAAAGGAGACAGAAGAGGCUAUGGAAACCUAACCAACUACAGCUUACAGUUUACCUGACUAGUUUUCUAAGCCAGAUUGUGGACAGCCACAAGUGUAUAUAAUUCUUCUCAAAGGAAUCAGGCUUUGGCCUUUAUGUUCAGGGACUUGAAGUACUCAGGGCUAACAGACAUUGAUCCCAUUUAUCAGUGGUCCAGUAUGUCCUACACAAAUGAUAAAGACAAUCAUAUUCUUUUAUUAAUAUUGUUGUUUUUCUUAAUAUUAUUUACUCUUCUUUGUGUUCACUUCAGUUUGUUACGUAAUCUAUUUAAUUUAUUGUUCACACACCAUCCUUCUAAAGCAAUAUAUGAAAAUAAUGUUUACAAUGACUGGUUGAUUCAUUGUCAUUUUUAUAUAUUUUUCCUACUAUACUGCCAUUCUUUUGUGGAUAGUUUCUAACUGUAGAUAGUGUCCCAGUUGACUGUGAUUUCAUGUGUCACUGCAAAGAGUUUACCACAUUCAAGUUUAUUUUUAAUGUGGGCUGAGCUCAGAGGUAGACAUUUUGUUGAAAACUUUUUUAUUUACUCCUAAAUGGGGGAAGAGAAGUCAGAGGUUACAUAUCUAUGUGUACAUGUUUUACGUAACAUUUAUUCUCUUUGAGCUCUACACAAAAUAAAAUGAAUACAAAAGGGCAUAUUAUAUAUUACCAACAACUGUUACCUCAGUGUGUGUGUGUGUGUGUGUGUGUGGGCGGGGUUGGGUGGUUUACGAGGAAAUUUUUUAGGUUCCAAACUGGUAAUUACAAGGGUAUUAUGCUAUAAAUGUGGUGUAUGAGGACAUUUCUAGUGUCCCUAUAAUUCAAAUCGCUUAAAAAAACAUACUAAACGAUGUUUUAUUGAAAAUGUAAAAAUGCAAAACAUUUUUUGUGUGGGUUAGGUUUAGGGUUAGGGGAUAGAAUCUAUAGUUCAUACAGUAUAAAAAUCAUUAUGUCUAUGGAGAGUCCUCAUGAGGAUAGUCGCACCAACGUGUGUGUGUGUGUGUGUGUGUGUGUGUGUGUGUGUGUGAGUCUGUGUGUGGUAUGUGUGUGUGUGUGUGUGUAUAGGUUUGGGUGGUUUACGAGGACAUUUUUUAGGUUACAAACUGGUAAUUACAAGGGUAUUAUGCUAUAAAUGUGGUUUAUGAGGACAUUUCUAGUGUCCCCAUAAUUCAAAUCACUUAAAAAACAUACUAAACGAUGUUUUAUUGAAAAUGUAAAAAUGCAGAAAGUUUUUUGUGAGGGUUAGGUUUAGGGGUAGGGUUAGGGUUAGGGGAUAGAAUCUAUAGUUCAUGCAGAAAAAAUAAUUAUGUCUAUGGAGAGUCCUCAUAAGGAUAGCUGCACCAACAUUUGUGUGUGUGUGUGUGUGUGUGUGUGUGGUGUCAGAGGCAUAUGUGAUAUUUGUUUUGCUACUUGAAAAGGAAACCAAAUGUCCCAAUGUGCAGGUCUACAUGUGGUCCAAAGAAUGGCAGUUAAAAGUCUGGCUGUCACACACUGGCUGUGCGAUUGACACUGACACUGCAUUGUCUUACUUAUACGUGGCACGUUACUGAUACCAAAAUGAUAAAGAAAUGAGAGUGUGAAGCUGGUUACCAAAGUGAUUUCUCUUGUAUGUUUUCAGACUUUUUGAAUUACACAGAGAGAUGUGUGCAGAUGCAGUGUACAUCUGCUCUGCAGGCCUGCAUUGAUGUUUGUGGAUACUCAUCACCCUGGCCUGUGUAUGCACUGUUUUAUUUGUUCUGUUUGUACUUUUUUUUUGUUGUUG